Molecule: messenger RNA, 1479 nt
Organism: Hyaloscypha bicolor E
Lineage: Eukaryota; Fungi; Ascomycota; Leotiomycetes; Helotiales; Hyaloscyphaceae
Exons: 2
Coding region: 359-1165 (268 amino acids)
Biological process (GO): C-terminal protein methylation
Cellular component (GO): endoplasmic reticulum; membrane
Molecular function (GO): protein C-terminal S-isoprenylcysteine carboxyl O-methyltransferase activity
Source: RefSeq, a predicted model, not a curated record
CUAUUCCUAUGCUGUGCCUCGGAAGUGAAUUGAACUGUCUAAUCUUGAGUUCCUUACAAAUUGUGCCUCGCAAGCUGCCAAGAUAUACAUUACACAUCCAUAACACCUGAUUGUCGCUACAACUCCGGAUAUCACAUCCGUCCUCCUCGUCCUUUUGACCCGCACGAGCACCUCACACCACACCACGAUUCAUCACGCCUUACUAUGGUAUGUUCACUCCCUGCCUCAUCCUCUCGAUCCGAAAUCUCCCCACUAACUUUCCUCAGCCUCAAACUUUCCCUCUUACCUCAGCUCAUCUAUCUUUCUCGUCAACCAUACCACACCACGAACUUGUUACCACCACUCCCUACCAGCCAAAAUGCCUACCCUGCCACCCCUCCCAAACAUCCUCCUCGCUCUCACAAUCCUUACCGCAACAACUCUCACAGUCCUGGUCAUCACACCGCCGAAUUCAGAUUCAAAAGCAACUUCCUCCACCACCGCAGGCACCAGGACCACAGAAACGAGCACGAAAGGAACGAAGACCCCCCCUGCUCCCCCUUUUCAACCAAAAACUCCACCGAAAACAAAAACGAAAGACAGCAUCGCCGUCUUCACAUCCCCACUCUUUGUAAACUCUUGUCGACUUGCGGUCAUCGGCCUCGGGAUACACCACGCGGCCCUCGCCGUCUUUUACCCCUCACCACCUCAGCACAUCUGUCUAAAGCAGGAGCAUUUGAACCCUUCUCUCUUUACCUGGUCUUGGCGAACGAGUCUUUGCCUCGGCGGAAUUUUGAUAGCGGCGCCAGUGAGAUUACUGGCAUUCAAGCAGCUGGGACCGAACUUCACGUUCCAGCUUGCGGUGCCGGGGAAGUUGGUUACGACAGGCCUGUACAAAUUCGUUCAACACCCCUCUUACACCAGCAACAUGAUCGUCAUCCUCUCCAACCUCUACCUUAUUGGCAGAGCUGAAGGCGUGUCAUCUUGUUGGCUCGCUUGCUGGGUCGCGCAUCCUGAGGUGGUGAUGUCGAUAUGGAGAACGAUGUGGAACGUCCUGAUCGGCGCCGCACUGAUCGCCACGUGGAUCAGGGUUGAGGAUGAGGAAUCGAUGUUGAAGAAGAGGUUUGGAGCGGAGUGGGAGGACUGGCAUCGGAAGACGAAGAGGUUUAUUCCCUGGGUUUUUUGAGAGAAGUGAGGAGCCCCGGAGGGAGAACGGAGGAAGGUUAAUUUUAGAAUACGAUUGAGAGGGGGAGUUGAUUGGUUCAAAACACCACUAGUUUGGGGACAUGAAAAUGAAUCCAAAGAAACGUGUGAAUGGGCGAAUUCGGUAAGAAUAUGAACCACUUAGCUAAUAUUUUCCCACAGGCGAGUGAGGGUAGGCUACCCCUAAAUCCCAGCCAUCCCCCCUAGCAGCCCAUCGAGGCAAAAAUUACUUGCAUCGACCAAGCUGGAAAAUGCCGAGGAAGAAUAAGAGGAAGAAUAAGAAUAAACAGAAUAGCC